Molecule: messenger RNA, 4511 nt
Organism: Balaenoptera acutorostrata (minke whale)
Lineage: Eukaryota; Metazoa; Chordata; Mammalia; Artiodactyla; Balaenopteridae
Product: endogenous retrovirus group K member 13-1 Env polyprotein-like
Exons: 4
Coding region: 3092-4435 (447 amino acids)
Molecular function (GO): structural molecule activity
Source: RefSeq, a predicted model, not a curated record
AAUACAAAAGAUCUAGGAGCCCUUCAGAGACACCUGGUCCCUUGUACACAGGUGCAAUCUGUUUGGCUUCUGAGGCAAUUUCCACUAGUCCAUUUUAAAUGGGUUUGGCAGAUGAGAUAACAUGUACUUCAUGUGAAAGAAAUGUUAUGAAUACCAGUUUAUGGUUUAGGAUCUCUAACAUGCAGAAAGAACCAGGAAAGUGAAGUAGUAUAGAAAUUAAGAGAAAUCCAGAGUCAAAUGAAGAGGUUAAUGUUCUUUAAAAAAAAAAAAAAAAGGAACAGGUUAGGUGAUUACUUAACUGCUGUGAGGGCAGCUAAAUAAUUUGAAUGUGAUUAGAGAAAGUCAGUGACAGCCUCAGGACCUAAGGUCCUCAAGAAUAUGUCGAUCUCUACUUCAAGACCUCAAAUUACUCUGCCAGCUUUUUCUUACAACGUCUAUUCCUUCAUCUUACCGUUCUCAAUUCUACUGACCUUUACUUCUAGCUCCCCAGAUGGUGGCCCUUGAUCUCCUCACUGUGGGAACCGACUCUUCCAAACGCAGGGCGUCAGUGUUUUGUCCACCUCCCACUGCCCUCUCUCAACAAGGUCAUCUCAGCUUCACCCUUUGACUCUCUGCUCGUGUCCAAUGUGGCAGUGCUUGAUGUUGGUUACUACUGUGAGCCAUUUCUAAAACACUAUCACCAGGUUCCAGGAAAUACAGGAUUUAUAUGGCUCACGGGCUAACUGGCCCCUUGUAAUCCCCUUUAAUCAACUACUUGAGCCCUCCUGUGUUCCCACAAAGUAGUUGUUCCCAAUUUGCUGCACUCACUCCCCUGAUCUGCCCACAACCCUAGAUGUAUCUCCUCAGGCUAGGCAGCAACCCCACCUUCCAAACUCCAAAACUCAUUUCAUCUGGCAUUAGGAACAGAUGCCUCACUUCUUAAGGUAACCCCUCUCAUCUAAGGGAGAGGAUUCCAUCCCAACUCUUCAAAUUUCUAUAUCCAACACCCCCACCACCAGGAUGGUGGUGAGGAUGGGGCAAUUUGACCUUCCUCAGCCCUUGACAUGUCCUAGUGUUUCUCAAGAUGUGGUCUCCAGACCACCUGCCUCUCAUGGGCUGAAAGUCCCUGUAAGAAAUGAAGCUUCUCUAAAUGCAAUGUGGAAUCCUAGAACAGAUAAAGAACAUCAGUGGAAAAUCUGGUGAAAUCCAAAUGAAGUCUGGAGUUAACAGUAGUGCGUUAAUGUUGACUUCUUAGUUUAACAAAUGUGCUAUGAUAAUAUGUUAAUAUUAGGGCAAAAUGGAUAUAUCUUUGCAACUUUUCUGUAAACCUAAAAUAAUUCUAAAAGUUUACUAAAACAGAACAAAAAGACCUAAUUCUUGGAUCCCAAAUUAAUCUCAAUUCCUGGAGCUGAAGCCUGGGAAUCUACAUUUCUAAUAGGAACCCCAAAUGAUUCUUAUGCAGACACAAAUUUGAAAACUAGUCUUUCAAUUCCCUUUCCAUUCCAUGCCUGAAUGGCUGCUUCCUCCUUGUUUUACUUACCUUAACCUGAUUGAAUCUUUUAGAUCCUCUCAACCCUAAACUAUAAGUACUAUCAUUAUCCCCCUUUCACAGAUGAGAAAGUACUAAGAUGCAGUACACAAAUGAAGUACUAAGAGCUUAAGUAAUUUGUUCAGGAUCAACAGCCCAUGAAUGAUGGAGCUGGGAGUUGAAUCCCUAAUCAGUCUAGCUCCCAAAUCUAUGCACAGAACCAUUCUACUUCCUCUCAUUCUGUUGCACGUAAGAGCUCUGUAACUAAAUCACUAAAAGAAGCAUUAUUACCUAUUUCUCCAACUUCCUAAGUCCAACAGUGCCCCCCUUUUCCACUGGGGGGAAUGAACAAUGAGAAAGCAUUGGGAAGACGUGCCCACUAGAGACCUGUACGGGUCAGGCACAGCGGCUCUUGCACCAGGAUCCAGCUCAACCGCUGUAUUUUCUGUUCUCCCAAAUGCCCUAACAUGUACCAAUCUAAUAAUGCUCAUAGUACUCACUUUGAUGCUAAAUUAAUUAUCUCAGGUUUACUAAGCAUCUGUCCAGAUUGUCAGGGAAGUGCCAACUCUAAAUCAAUUUACAGUUGGCCCUCCGUAUCCACAGGUUCUGCAUCAGUGGAUUCAACCAACCGUGGACUGAAAAUAUUUAGGGAAAAAAAUUUCAGAAAGUUACAGAAAGCAAAACUUGAAUUUGCUGCACACCACCAACCAUUUGCAUUAUAUUUACAACUACUUACUUAGGAUUUGUACUUGGUGUUAUAAGUAAUCUAGACAUGACUUAAAGUAUAAAGGAGGGUGCGGGGGAAGAUGGGAGGAUUGUGCGUAGGUUAUAUGUAAAUACUGCACCGUUUUAUAUAAGGGACUUGAGCAUCCAUGGAUUUUGGUAUGGGGUGGCACGGGGGGGAGGGAGACGACUGGAACCAAUUACCCACAAAUACAGAGGGAGAACCAUAUAUCCUCUUAUCUUAUCUGGGUUCCCUGACUUGUAUUUAGACCUUAAUACAAAGUUGUGGAUCUAACUGCUGAAUGAUGAAGUUUUGGGAGUUUCUGACUGCAAACCAGACACACACAACAACAGCAACACUUCUAUCCAAAUUGCUUCAGUACAGAGUAUAGAUGGAGGGUUGAUAAAAUAGAACACAAUCUCAGGUAAUGUCUCUGUUCUUAUGUGUAUUUUCCUUCAUUUCUUCAAGUGAAUCAUGAAACAAUCACAGGAUCAGCAGGAGAAACCUAUGAAGUAUAUUCAGGUUGCCUGGCGCCCGAACAGGGACCUGAGUACGUGAGGCAUUUCGGAAGAUUUCAGGGAGGCAGACUCUCCGCGGUGGCUCCCGGAGCGCUUGGUUCGACAUUAUCAUGCCGUCACCAAUAAACACCCUGACUCGAAGAAUGCGUGGCCUGAGGCUCUCGCAAUCGACCACAGCACACCCCAACCGGUUCCCCCGGCGGACGAGAAGAAUGCGGCGAGGAGUAGGAGACAACUUGUCAGGGAGGCGAGGGGAGAUCGAAAUCAAAUUACUUGACUGUUUCUAGACGAGAAGAUUUAUCCACCUUUGUAUUUUGGUAUAAGGAUAACGUUCCCAUUCACAUGAAUGCUAGAGUAACUAAGCUUGCUUCUAAUACUUCGUUGGAUCAUUCUCUAUGCAUAUAUCGCUUGAGGAUUGAAGAUACUGGACAUUAUUUGUGUAUUGAAACUACCAUAGGUAAUCAAGGGACUUUAUUAGCUGGACAUCAAAUUACGGUCGUAAAGACUGUCAUAGGACUACAAUUUCCUGCUUUUAUGGCUUCUGAAUUCCCGCAGUUUGAUUUUCCUGUUUGUAAUGAUACAUGGACCACAGCCUCUGUCUGGUGGACUUUAGAUUAUGAUAAUGGCACCAUACUAGUUUCUUCUGUCCCCGUUAAUAAUAACAGCCUUGUUUUUUACAAGCAAUGGGAAUUCUGGAAACUUGCCUUAUCCUUUUCUUAUAGACCGGUGAUUACUUGCGUCGCUCCUCCUUAUGCUUUAUUGAUUGGAGAUUUAAUUAUAGAAAACACUAUGAAUCCUAUAGGUUAUAAUAUUACUUGUGUUAAUUGUAUCUUUAGUAGUUGUGUUUUGCCCGUUAAAGGAUCUGCAUCUGUUAUGAUUAUGAAGCAACCUUCUUAUAUAAUGUUACCUGUUAAUUUGUCUGAACCAUGGUAUCAUAACACUGGCAUGCAAGCCUGGCUGGAAUUGACUGAAGCAUUAAAACGACCAAAGAGAUUUAUAGGUGUUCUAAUAUGUGCAAUCCUAGCCUUAGCAGCUUUAACUGCUACUGCGGCCACUGCUGGGAUUGCUCUUUCACAAACUAUUCACCAGGCUCAUUAUGUUAAUCAGUUAUCUAAAAAUACUAGUGUAGCAUUAGCCCUACAAAGUCAUAUUGAUACCCAACUAAAAACGGAAGUAGAUGAAUUAAAAAAUGUUCUAAUAGGAAUAGGGGAUCAAGUUAUGGCUUUAAAAUUAAAAAUGCGUUUGAUUUGUCAUGCCAAAUAUACCUGGAUUUGUGUAACUCAGCAUUUAUAUAAUGAUUCACAAUGGGAUUGGGAAAAAGUAAAAAUGCAUAUAUUAAGUGUAUGGACUGAUGGACACAUUAGCCUUGAUAUUCAGAAGUUAAAUGCCGAAAUACAAGCUAUUCAAGAGGGCCACCUGGACGAAGAUGGACCCCAGAAUUUGAUUCAAGGAUUAUUAGAUCAACUACAAGGGCUAAAUCCGAUACAAUGGAUUCAUGGAGGGCUCUCAGGCCUGAUAUCAAUUGGUGUACUACUUUUAUUGGUGAUCGGUUUAUUACCUUGUGUUGUUAGAUUUGUAAUGGGGCGCUUCGCUGUCUUGCGUCAGGAUGUUCAUGGCUUAAAACUACAUUAUCAAGCUUUAAAAAAUAAUAAAAAAGGGGGAAAUGUGGUGGCCCCCAAGCUGUAAGCUUAUUCAGCUUUCUGCUUUCCGGAGAACUGCUUGUCUCUUUCUUGGUAUGCACUCCUGACGCUGCGGUAUUGAG